Molecule: messenger RNA, 444 nt
Organism: Rotaria socialis
Lineage: Eukaryota; Metazoa; Rotifera; Eurotatoria; Philodinida; Philodinidae
Source: the annotation of a GenBank genome assembly
AUGCCACGCAGCGCCGGAGCAUCCAAAAAAGCAGGCAAAGAUCCAAAUGCACCAAAACGACCAUUGUCUGCAUUCUUUAUUUUUUCACAAGAUGAACGACCAGACAUCAAGAAGAAAAGUCCAUCAUUGUCGGUUGGUGAUAUUUCGAAAGAAAUAGGUUUAAGAUGGAAAAAAGUUAGUGAUGAUGUCAAAAAACGUUAUGAACAAAAGGCUGCUAUUGAAAAACAAAAAUAUGAAGUACGCCUUGCUGAAUACAAAAAAAGUGGUGGUGGUGGUGGUGGUGAUGUUAGCUCAGCUAAAGGAGGUAAAGCUGCAGCAAAAGCACCAGCAAGCAAAAAACCAGCAGCAAAGAAGCCUGCAGCCAAAAAACCUGCAAGUAAAUCAAAAUCAUCGGAUGAAGAUAAUGAUGAUGAUGACGACGAUGAAGAUGAAGAUGAAGAAUAA